GCUCGCUGGCACCAACUGUCUGCCUGACUGCUUCUCUACUUUAGAGACACUCCCACUUCUUCACAGAUCCUCGACAAGAUGGUCAAGGUGGCGAUGCCCGCAAAGAUCGCUCUGGCUGCGUGCCUGUACGCGGCGGUGGCCACAGCUGAGACCAUUAACUUCAUCAACAAGUGCUCGUUCCCCAUUGAGCUGUAUCACAGCCAGUCGGGCUCGACCGCUUCCAAGGUGGCCGACAUCCCUGUUGGCAGCUCCCUCACGGAGGACGUGACUGGCCCCGCCCACAUGUACCGCCACAGUGCUGAAACGUCGGCGACUCUGGUGGAGCUGGCUUGCGAUGGCACUCUGUGGAACGACCUGAGCGUCAUCCCGCCCAUGCCUGGCUACUGCAGUAGCUACGAGGAAUGCAAGAAAGGCGGCAAGACGGGAUUCAACGUGCCUAUUUCGAUUGAGCCCAAGGAGAACAUUGGCAAGGGCACGUGCUCGGCUCUUUACUGCGCUGCCGACGACAAGGAAGCUUGCGCUGACGCCUACCACUACCCCAUGGACAACACCAAGACGCAUAGCUGUCCCAGUGGCACCGAACUGGACGGAACGGUGCAGAGCUACGCCGACCUCGGCAAGGUCAAGGCCAAGUAUGAGUACAAGGGCAAGAACGCCGGUAAUAUGCCUGGCUCGUACAACCGCGUGACGGACUUGGCCACGUGCACAAAGGAGCCUGUGCAGGUGAACAGCCCUGUUGGACCCAUGUCGGAACCAUGUAGCAUGAUCUUCCGUGGUCCCCAGGAGAUUUUCAACAUCGCCGUGUACUCGGAUGAAGGAGGCAACGGCUCGUGGCCGCGUGUGUCCUCGUACUCGAGCAAGGACGGCACGGUCGAGAACUUGACGUUCAUGAACAACAAGAACGUCGACUACUCUGGCCAGAACGAGCACGGCCCUCAGGGUUACGCUUCGGCGGACGGUAAGGACAAGGCUGACAAGCCCACUGUGUUCUCGGGUGAGCUGGUGGAGGCUUCGGACCCGACCAAGAUUGGCGGUGGCCCAGGUAUCUCGACGGGUGUGGAGAUCAACAUUAUGACAGGCGAGAAAUGCAACGGCGAGUGUCUUGGCUUCUCGGGCGACAACGACUACAAGGGCUGGGGCGGCGGUAAGAAGGCGUUUGUGACCGAAGUCAAGAUGCCCAAGGGUUUGAUCCCCGACCAGCCUGCGAUCUGGAUGCUCAACGCCCAGGUGAUGCACUCGAACCAGUACGGCUGCAACUGCCGUGGUAUGGGCCCCGUGGGCGGCUGUGGCGAGCUCGACAUUGCCGAGGUUAUUGAGACGAACCCCCUUCGUAACAAGGUGACGACGCACUUAUACUACUACGACGGCUCGGUGCUGAGCCCCGGCGGCGACAACUUCGCUCCUCGCUCGUACGACUCGAACACGGUCUACGUGACGCUCAUCGACGACUCGAACGAGGGGCUCAUCAAGAUCGUGGAGCUCGAGAGCUUCGACUUCUCGCAGACGGAGCUGGGCUCGCUGUACCAGCAGCUCGUGGACUGCUAAUUCUUGCCGAAGUGGCGGUGACGUGUUGAUCUAGAUGAGCUUCCUCUAGCUGCAGAGUGUCUAUAUACUAUCCAUACUGGCGAGCGGCGGUUUUUCCUCAAAUACACAGCUAUUUUGAUACAUAA
Molecule: messenger RNA, 1670 nt
Organism: Phytophthora infestans T30-4
Lineage: Eukaryota; Oomycota; Peronosporomycetes; Peronosporales; Peronosporaceae
Product: secretory protein OPEL
Exons: 2
Coding region: 79-1545 (488 amino acids)
Source: RefSeq, a predicted model, not a curated record